AUGAUCAGAUACUGCAACUAUGUCAGCAUCAAUACAGCAACGAGCCCGAUUGAAUCAUUACGGUUGCAGGCUGCCGCACUGCUGAAUUCAAAGAUUACCAUACCUGAUACUGAAUCUAAAAAAGAUUAUCAUGUUCACACCUUGUACCAACUUCCAACAAAUAUUCAAUCUCGGCCCAAUACCAUCCAGCUUCAGCAAAUCCUGUCACUCAUUCGAUCCAUCAAUCAGUCUGAUCUAUUGGUAUUUGAUCGACAACAUCUUCUUGAAUAUGUUUUAUCCUCGUUGGUUACAAACAACAUCUCACUAUCAGCAGUGGUGCAGGAGGCAUAUCAUCUUCCAUCACCAUCAUCAGUCACUUCCAUAGCCAAAGCGAAUCAGGCUAUUGAAUUUAUAAAACAGAAAGGAUUGCUGCCUGAUGCUGCCGUAUAUACCUAUUUAUUUAUUUGCUUGUGUGAUCAUUCUGUUGAGACCAAAUCGGAUAUAAUCAUGUUUAUCGAAACAAUUUCAAGCUCCUGGAUGAGCUGGACUUAUGUUUCCAUACUAUCUCAAUUGCUCAAAUGGAAGGAUUUUGAUUAUUUUGAUGCAUUGGUAAAAGAAUAUCAGAUGGAAUACCAGCAAAUGGGAGCCACGGCUUGGAAUUUGGAUCAAGAUCAAGUGGAUAUCUUUUCUCUCGAGUUGAAUGUUUUGCAGAUCGAAGCUGCUACUGUACAGCAAAAAUUCAACGAAUGUGGAGUGUUGAUUGAGCAUUUGACUCGACAUAUUCGUCUAUUAUCGCCAAAGGGAUUGAACGUGUUGGCCAAAUUAUGUGCCCUGACAGGCGAUAUACCUGCUCUUUGGCGCAUUUUUAACUAUAGCGAGUCCAGCGUCAAUGCACAGGUGUAUAUAGAGAUUAUUCAAGGUAUCAACAAGAAUAGACUGUUUUAUUUUGUCCAGAAAGCUUUCUCUCGUCUGGAUAUUGUAUGGCAUGAAUCGCUUGGUUCAAAGUCGCUAAUGUAUAAUAUUGUGCUCAAGGCUUGCCUAAAACUUGAACGUUUUAAACAUGCCAUCAAGUAUUUUGAUUGCAUGCAGAAAGACGGUGUUAUUCCUGAUACAGCCACCUUGAACAUUAUCAUCCCCAUCAUAAACAAGUCUUCUGAAAAGACUCGCCAUUACCUAGUUGACAAGAUCGAAGAGCGCCUACACGCAGCAAAUGACGAUCAAACAGCCGAGUUUUUAGCCACAAAGGUAUUGUAUGCAUCCACUCAAGGUAAUCUGAUGAGCGCGCGACGAGAAUUUAAGCGAAUUGCUUUACCAAGUAUCGAGACAUUUGAAGUGAUGGCUGUUGCAUGUUUAAAAUUUGAAGCUACUUUACAAGAAGCAGAAAAUGCGAUCAAUGGAUUGUAUAUGCAGAUGCAGACAGCAGGGGUUGUGCCAACGGACGCUUUUUUUUCUACAGCAAUAGAUACGUUUUGUACUCCUGUAAAUGAAUCCUGCGUUGAGAAAUGGAUUGAACGAGCCAAGCAAGUGAAUAUUCCAGUAGGAUUAAUGUCGCUAAAGCUAAUAAAAUACUAUGGGCAAACCAAGUCUGAUUAUCGGCGGAUGCGGGAUGUUUACUAUGAAUUAUGCUGGCUACGAUCCUGUGGGCCGACCAUUGAGCACGAUGCAGAAAUGAUUCAUGGACUAACGCAGAUGAUGGCAGACAUUCAAUAUAAAGCAAGAUUUGCGACAACGGAGAGCAAGGAUCAGCAAUCUAGAGAUGAAUGGACACUAGAUGAGAUAUAUGAUUUUGUAUUGAAAAUAUGGAAUUCAUAUUCAAUUAGCGAGCGACUUGACUCGACUAGUCUUUGUCGAGCAUUUUUUGUAUGGUGCUGUAGCUGCAAGGACUAUACAUUGUUGUUUUCUGAAUGGAGACUUUUACGAUCGUAUGAGCCCAAGUCGUCUACAGAUUCAAACACGUACAAGUCUACUGUAACAGCGAAUCAUUCACCUGUUCCAGGGCAGCUCUAUGUUCAACUUUUUGAUGAGUUGCUAAAAAACGAUAGAAUACAGGAUGCAGUACAAGUGAUUGUUGAGGAUAUGGUACUGGAUAGAGGAACACUGACCGUGAGGCAAGCAAAGCAGAUACUGAGACUACUAUCAAUAGGAAAUCAAGGUCAAGCGAUGGAAAAAGUAUGGAAGAUGAUGGUGAGAGAGUAUCCACAAGUGGCAGCGCAAGUUUAUGUGGAAAUUCCACGAUCGCUUAAACAAAUUGAAGGAAUAUAUUAA
Molecule: messenger RNA, 2244 nt
Organism: Batrachochytrium dendrobatidis JAM81
Lineage: Eukaryota; Fungi; Chytridiomycota; Chytridiomycetes; Rhizophydiales
Exons: 1
Coding region: 1-2244 (747 amino acids)
Molecular function (GO): protein binding
Source: RefSeq, a predicted model, not a curated record